Molecule: messenger RNA, 1562 nt
Organism: Cyanistes caeruleus (blue tit)
Lineage: Eukaryota; Metazoa; Chordata; Aves; Passeriformes; Paridae
Gene: NIT2
Product: nitrilase family member 2
Biological process (GO): L-glutamine metabolic process; oxaloacetate metabolic process
Cellular component (GO): mitochondrion
Molecular function (GO): omega-amidase activity
Source: RefSeq, a predicted model, not a curated record
CGGGCCCGGGCCGGGACUGCGAAUCCCGGCAGUCCCCGCGGGCCGCGCCCGCCCGGGCGGUGCCGGGAAUGCGGGCGGCCGGCGGAGCCAUGGCGUCCUUCCGCCUUGCUCUUAUCCAGCUUCAUGUAUCUGCUGUUAAAUCAGAUAAUCUCCAACGAGCCUGUGGACUGGUGAGAGAAGCAUCAGCUAAAGGAGCAAAACUUGUGGCUCUACCUGAAUGCUUUAAUUCUCCAUAUGGAACUCAAUACUUUAAGGAGUAUGCAGAGAAGAUCCCCGGGGAAUCAACACAAAAGCUGUCAGAAGUUGCAAAGGAGUGCAGUAUAUAUCUCAUUGGAGGAUCCAUUCCAGAAGAAGAUGGUGGAAAGCUCUAUAAUACAUGUACUGUCUUUGGGCCUGAUGGUGCUCUGCUGGCAAAGCAUAGGAAGGUUCAUUUGUUUGACAUUAAUGUUCCUGGGAAGAUACAGUUCAAAGAGUCUGAAACACUGAGUCCAGGGAAUAGUUUCUCCAUGUUUGACACGCCAUACUGCAAAGUGGGCCUGGGCAUCUGCUAUGAUAUGAGGUUUGCUGAGAUGGCUCAAAUCUACGGCCAGAAAGGUUGCCAGCUGCUGAUAUAUCCAGGGGCUUUUAACAUGACAACAGGACCAGCUCAUUGGGAACUCUUACAAAGGGGACGAGCUGUUGAUAAUCAACUCUAUGUAGCUGCUGUAUCUCCUGCUAGAGAUGAAAAAGCAUCCUAUGUUGCCUGGGGACACAGCACUGUAGUAAAUCCUUGGGGUGAAGUCAUAGCCAAAGCUGGGGCUGAGGAAACAGUUGUAUACACAGAUAUAGAUCUAAAGAAACUUGCAGAAAUACGUCAACAAAUUCCUAUUUUAAACCAGAAGCGUUCCGAUCUUUAUGGUGUAGAGAUGAAAAAGUGAAGCUGGGUGAAGAGGGAAAGUUCAGCUGUCACAAUGGCUGUUGCCUUCAUCUUUGGAAGGAUUUCCUUAGUAGUUGUUCCACAAUUUACUGCCAAAUGUGCUGCUUAGGAAACCAUCACAUAACAAAAAACUUGGUGCAAUUCUAAUAUGAUUGAAAUAUAACUUUUCUAUUUCCUCUCAUACUUACGUAUUUCAUAGUACUUUGCAGCUGGGAUAAAGAUGGAGAUGAAAUCAGUUCAACACAGCAGUGAUUAACAUUGACUUUUAUGCAUCAUAAUGUCUUAGUUACCUUCUGAGGGCUGUUUUGUAGAACACAGAAAUGGAAUUCUUGUUCUCUGAAACUCCAUCUCAAGUCAGCUUUGAAUUUUGAAUUUUUCAGUGAAUUAUCAGAAAAUCUAGAAGCAUGAUUCUUCUCACUGUCCUUUUUAGAUGUACAUGACUUAACCUAGGUCCUUGAAUGCCCUACUUCUAACUUGGGAAGCUUAAAAUUUAACACACCGAGCAAAACAGGCCAAAUUCUGCUCUUCACUACACAAGACACCACAAGAAGCUGCCAGACAGAGCUGCUCCUAUAGAAUCUGAAACAGUUUUCGGUUCAUGUGUUUGUCUGGAUCUGUGUAUUAAAUUCUUCUUAUGGCAAAUCUU